This is a messenger RNA of Heterocephalus glaber (naked mole-rat), 1241 nucleotides long. It is a transcript of the gene Atp6v1e2, whose product is annotated as ATPase H+ transporting V1 subunit E2. Gene Ontology annotation, biological process: proton transmembrane transport. The record is from RefSeq and is a predicted model, not a curated record. Gene Ontology annotation, molecular function: proton-transporting ATPase activity, rotational mechanism. NCBI's taxonomy places the organism in Eukaryota, Metazoa, Chordata, Mammalia, Rodentia, Bathyergidae. Gene Ontology annotation, cellular component: proton-transporting two-sector ATPase complex, catalytic domain.
GCAGCCGUCCCAAGGGAGAGCCUGGCUAUAUUAUGGAUUCAGGCUGCCUGGUCAGACUGUGAGGGUCGUCUGCACAAAGAAGGGAGCCACAGUGCCAGGUUCCGGGUUAUGUUCCAAGUUCCACAUUCUGUGUGCAGACUCCUGGCGCCAGAGCAAAGGCGGGCCUUGGCAGGAGACUGCUGGGGAAGAGGAACUUCAGAGACAUUCUCGAAACUCCACCCUCACUCAGAGAAACCAAAGGCCCCACCAGCUCUUUCUCCAACCCCCUUUCUGAGAGAAGCCAUGGCUCUAACAGAUGCUGGUGUGCAGAAGCAGAUUAAGCACAUGAUGGCUUUCAUUGAGCAGGAAGCCAAUGAAAAAGCAAAGGAAAUAGAUACUAAGGCUGAGGAGGAGUUCAACAUUGAGAAAGGACGCCUUGUGCAGUCCCAGCGACUCAAGAUUAUGGAGUAUUAUGAGAAGAAGGAGAAGCAGAUAGAGCAGCAGAAAAAGAUCCAGAUGUCCACCAUGAGGAAUCAGGUGAGACUCAAAGUCCUGACAGCCCGAAACAAUCUCAUCUCAGAACUGCUCAGUGAUGCAAAGCUGAGGCUCAGUAGAAUUGUGGCGGACCCGCUCACUUACCAGGAGCUACUGGAUAAACUAGUGCUGCAGGCUCUGCUCCAACUGCUAGAGCCGGUGAUGAUUGUGCGCAGUAGGCCUCAGGACUUCCUCCUCAUGGUGGCUGCAGUGCAAAAAGCCAUUCCUGAGUACAUGAUGAUAUCCCAAAAACAAGUGCAGGUCCAGAUUGAUCAAGAAGCACACUUGGCUAGGAGUGCAGCUGGAGGCGUGGAGGUCUACAGUUGCAAUCAGAUGGUAAAGGUUUCUAAUACCCUGGAAAGUCGACUUGAUCUCUCUGCCCAACAAAAGAUGCCAGAAAUACAAAAGGCUUUGUUUGGAGCUAAUGCCCACAGAAAGUUCGUUGUGUGAAACUCUGGAGAGUGAAGCUGGGGUUGAACUGCUAAGUCUUACGUUAUUUGGGCAAAGGAAACUUGUAAGGCUUCUCCUCUUUGAAAGUCUUGCUAUUGUCCUAUAUUUUUUUUAUGAAAGAAAGCUUUAGCUCUGAAUAGCUAAGGCAUUAUAUUUUGUUAACUUUGCAGUAAAGCUCAGAUUAAUGCUCAGAAACCAAAUUCCAGUUCACUCAUAUCGAGAAGAACAUGUGGGCCAUUUUGUGGUCUGUGAGUGAAGCUGUCUUUUGUUAGUGUACC